AUGUCCCGUCUUCGCGACCCAGCGGAAUAUAUAUCGAAAGCAAAACAUACAUGGGCCGAUCACAUCAUGAGAAGAAUCGACGAUAGAUGGACUAAAAGAACGCUAGAGUGGAUCCCAACAGAUGCUAAACGCCCUCGAGGGAGACCGCCAACGAGAUGGGGUGACGUGUUCGCUACAUGGAUGGACCAGCUGAGAGCUCAGCUGGAUACGGCCAAGGCCCUCGUCAACGUCACUCACGAAACUUGA
Messenger RNA from Necator americanus (New World hookworm), 246 nucleotides. RefSeq lists its product as uncharacterized. NCBI's taxonomy places the organism in Eukaryota, Metazoa, Nematoda, Chromadorea, Rhabditida, Ancylostomatidae. The transcript has a single exon. The coding region runs from base 1 to 246 and encodes 81 amino acids. The record is from RefSeq and is a predicted model, not a curated record.